CCCCUUUGUAUCGAAAUUCUACUUUGUCACUUCAAGGUUACAGUUUCUCUGCAAAUUUUCUAUAGAAAUGGCAGCGUCUGCAGCUUCAAGCUUUCAAAUAACAAUAGCUAGGCCAUCCGUACUCUCUACUAAAAGAAUUUCCAGUUUCUGCUCAACAAAGUUUGGCGGUGAAACUCCAAAACUGUCCUGUAACAGACUUGCCAGUAGUUGUCAUGUUUCAUCCAUUCAACAUUUUUGGCGCAGUUUCACAUCUACGACUCAAAAGUUACAGAAAGUUGUCACCAAGGCAAAAUCAGAAUCUGAUGAUAGCAAGCCUGCCUCUGUGUUGCCGAUUGAUUUGAGAGGUAAAAGGGCUUUUAUAGCUGGUAUAGCUGAUGAUAAUGGAUAUGGGUGGGCUAUUGCUAAGUCCCUGGCUGCUGCAGGUGCCGAAAUUCUAGUUGGAACCUGGGUGCCAGCCUUAAACAUUUUUGAAACAAGUCUUCGACGUGGGAAGUUUGAUGAAUCACGCGUUUUGCCAGAUGGCUCUUUGAUGGAGAUUACUAAAGUAUACCCCCUCGAUGCUGUUUUUGAUAGUCUUGAGGAUGUACCUGAAGAUAUAAAAACAAAUAAGCGUUAUGCUGGUUCUUCUAAGUGGACAGUCUCGGAAGUUGCAGAGUCUGUGAAGGAGGAUUUUGGCAGCAUCGACAUUCUUGUCCAUUCACUUGCUAAUGGACCAGAGGUGACUAAACAUCUUUUGGAGACAUCAAGGAAAGGAUACCUUGCAGCAAUAUCAGCAUCAAGUUAUUCCUACGUAUCUUUGCUAAAGCAUUUCCUUCCAAUUAUGAACCCAGGUGGUUCUUCGAUUUCUCUGACCUAUAUUGCGUCUGAGAGGAUCAUUCCUGGAUAUGGAGGGGGAAUGAGUUCUGCCAAAGCAGCACUUGAGAGUGACACCAGAGUACUUGCUUUCGAGGCUGGAAGAAAACAGAAAGUUAGGGUGAACACAAUAUCUGCUGGCCCUUUACGAAGUCGAGCUGCAAAAGCAAUUGGUUUCAUAGAUAUGAUGAUUGACUACUCCAUAGCCAACGCGCCUCUCCAGAAAGAAUUAUCAGCAGAUGAAGUAGGGAAUACAGCUGCAUUCCUAGCAUCACCACUCGCUUCAGCAAUUACUGGUGCUGUUAUAUAUGUUGACAACGGUUUGAAUGCAAUGGGCGUGGGAGUCGACAGUCCUAUAUUUAAAGACCUCAACAUUCCCAAGAGCACGGAAUAGAAAAUAUCGCGUGUUAGACGAGUUUGUAUUUGUGUUUUUUUUUUUUUCACAACAUUCUUAUGGUCAGAGCCAAGAGUUCUCGGCCAUCGGCUUUCGUGAAAUUAUCUACUGCUGUAUGAUUGACACUUUUUUAGAGUAAAUAGAAGUAAUGAGUUUCCAGUUAU
Solanum verrucosum is the source of this 1410-nucleotide messenger RNA. Its product is annotated as enoyl-[acyl-carrier-protein] reductase [NADH], chloroplastic-like. Bases 68 to 1246 code for a protein of 392 amino acids. The record is from RefSeq and is a predicted model, not a curated record. Gene Ontology annotation, biological process: fatty acid biosynthetic process. The transcript has 13 exons. Lineage: Eukaryota; Viridiplantae; Streptophyta; Magnoliopsida; Solanales; Solanaceae. Gene Ontology annotation, molecular function: enoyl-[acyl-carrier-protein] reductase (NADH) activity.